AUGUCUGGCGACCCAAACGAGUCACCCCAGCGGCCUGGGAUUCAUGGUCGUGUGCGCUUGGGUACGCUCGCCGGGGGGUUUCAUUUUAGAGGAACAAGUACCUCAGGCACGCAGUUCAACACGAAUGGUCCACGAAUGCGGAAUACUCGUCUAGAUCCGGAACGCAGGGCUGCAGAGCAGCGGCGGGACGCGGCUGCACGAGCUGCUGCACGUGAAGAGCCAGAGUACAGAGCUGCGGAGCAGCGGCGUAACACCGCUGCACGAGCUGCUGCACGUGAAGAGCCAGAGUACAGAGCUGCGGAGCAGCGACGUAACACCGCUGCACGAGCUGCUGCCCGUGAAGAGCCGGAAUACAGGGCCACGGAGCAACGGUGUAACACCACUGCACGAGCUGCGGCCCGUGAAGAGCCGGAAUACAGGGCCGCGGAGCAACGGCGUGACACUGCUGCACGAGCUGCUGCACGUCAAGAUCCGGCAUAUAGGAUUGCGGAACAGCAGCGUAAUACCAGUACACACACACAGGCCCGUGCUCGAGCGAACACCAUACAGCUUUCACAAGCCAGCUUGGUUGAGCGUUUGCGGGACCUCAUGCGGUUUCCCUGCUUGCACGAGGGCCAGCACCCUCGGCCGCCUGAUUUUCUGGAGGCCAUUCCGGAAGGGCGCGUGCAGGAUUUGCCCGACGGUGAACUCCCGGUGGAUCGGCAGUGCUCAGAGGACCAGUCGGCGCUUCAUGCUUGGGUGGACAUCCCCAACGUUGAUAUCCUACGUCCUGACAUCAUGUGCACUGCCGCUGUGCCGCGUCAUGCGCGUACCCUGGCUUGGCGGCGCAUGCCCUGCACCGCCCAAGGUGCUGCACCACCACCGCCGGAUCCGGUUUUACCAGCACGGUAUCGUAUCAGCAGAUCCGAGCGUGGCAGUAGUGCUGGCGCCGGCGCUGACGCAGAUCCAGCGGCAUUCGUGGAUGAAGAUGCGUUGGCGGUUGACAGUGAUGGUGCAGGUCAUGGGGCUAAUGAGCCGGAUUCACCGGCAGGUACUGCAGAGGACACAGCCCCGGUGCAGGUGCCACCCGAAUUGCAGCCAUACCCACCACGGGUGCAGCCACGACCUUGCCUUGAGGAUCCAUGGAGUGUGGAGGUGCCAUUCUGCAUGCGCCUUGAUGCGGACUUGCCAAACCGGACCAUGUUCCGUGACGAUGCUGGCCCUGACCGAUUCACUAUCUGCACCUCUUGCGAGAAGGCACUGACGGCACGCCGAGUGCCUGAAGCGGCUCUGGCGCGAAUCGAUCCAGGCGACGUGCCGUCUACAAAUCACCUGGGCGACCCUUUGCCUGCACCCACGUUUGUGGAGAGUCAGCUGUUGGGCCGGGGCCGUCUCAUGCAGCAGCUAAUGAUUGUGCAUCUCGCGGGCCGCCCCCCCGAGGUGUUGCCGUGUGCCGUUCAGUCGCAUGGCAUCGCAGUCGUAAACCCCGACCCCAAUAUGCUACGGGGCCAGCUGCCCGCACGUGUUGCGGAUUUGGCAGGCGCCUUCACGGUGGUGUGCGUGGAUCAAGUCCGAGACCGACAGGACUUGCUGGAUCGUGUCCGCCGUGCACCAGGCCUGAAAGUUCGAGGCAACGUCAUCGUCGCCUGGGUGCGUUUCCUUCAGCAUAAUGACGAGGAUGAAGGUGCGGUGGACGAAGAAGCUCUACAGGAGUAUGAGCGUAUGGGAUGUGUUGCGCGAGUACCAGAGGCACUGCUGCACUCCGCAAUCGGUCCUACGGAUCCAGAAGUCGCUGGUGUACUGCGGAGUACGUUCCUGCACGACCGUACCGGCGCUGCUGGUGUACGACAGCUGCAGGAGACGUUGCAAGGAAACGUCGCUGGUGAGAUCAUUCAGGGUGGUGGCGCUUAUGGAUCACCGCUUCAUACAGGUCCCGACGGGCCCAUGGCCGGAACAAUUGCCUCUGACACUCGUAUGGCAGCUGAUACCGAUCUGGGCGUUCCGAAUGAACUGGAGGUGGUCCUUCCGCAACCAGCUCCUGUUCCGACGGACGGCAGCGACUUUGAUAACCGGCCCAAUGUGGUGCAUGACCUGCUCACCGGGCGUGCACAUCUCGCAUUCGCUGCUGGCGGCCGUGGCGCUCAGGUCCUGGAUGACCGCCACCCAGCCAUCCUUAACGUCUGCUUCCCGGUCUCGUUUCCAUAUGGUUUGUCCGGACAGCGGCCACCGGGUAUGUCGUUCGCCUCAUAUUGCAGCCACCUUGUACGGCGGGUGCCACGGUCGCAGUUCAGCAGCAACUUGAUGCUGCUUGCCCGAAUGUAUGAUAUCAGCGUGCGGCAACAAAGCAUGGCGCAGGUAGGAGUGGCCCUGCGCAUGCGACCACGACUGGGUGGACCAGCAGCACGGGUACCGAGGGAUGUGGUACGCACCAUGGCGGACAUCUUGGCGCUGCCAUACCGUCACGCCCAGCGACGGCAGCUGCUGUCGCAGCAGUCGCCUGUGGUGCGUGCCCUCCUGGAUGGCGCACGUGCCAGCCUCCUGCGAAUCGACCUUACAGAUACCUACUACAAUGGUGCAAAAGCCAUGAUGCGUGCGGCUGCCCUCACCAUCGGCUGGCCACCAUUGUUCUUCAAUCUCAACCCGGCGGACAUGCACGCUGGCUGCGCUGUUGUAGCCUCUGGUCAGCUUAUAGAGUUCGACGACGCCGGUCGUCCGACCCAGAUCAGCAGCACGGUGGAAAAGUGGCGCCGUGUCAAAGAAGACCCGCACAGCUGCGCGGCACUGCUCAUCGCCACGAAAGAGGUGUUGGUGGAGCAGUUGUUUGGCUUUGCACCUGGAGCAAUGCGGCAGACUGACCCUAACUGCUUCUGUGGGGUCGUAUUCGAGGUAGUCGUCAAGGUUGAACAGAGCGGGCGAUUGGCACUACACUUGCACGGAGUCGCACACCUCGAGUGCUUCGCACUGGACAACCUUCAGGCGUUAUUCUGUGGACCCAACUGCCGAGCUCUGGCGCUUGCGUACGCGCUGUGCGAAAUGUGGUACCCCUCCCCAUACUAUGCUCCGACACCGGACAGCGGGACACAGCCUCUGGUCAUGGGUAUGUCUGAUGCGGAAGCGCAGCAGCACGGUCUACCCGUGCCAGCAGUGCAGGCGGACUGCCCACCUGCAGCAUACAACUUCGAACGACUGGCGGGGUGUGCAAACGGCGGACUGCCGCCUCCAUCACGACAUGCCGCCUGCCGUGCCCAUCACGCUGCCGUCAUACGCAGUACCCUCACCCACAGCCACAGUUCGACGUGCAAGCGGCAUGGCUGCCGCGGUACCGAUGACAGCUGCGGCAUGGCCUUUCCCCGACUCAUCCGCACAGCCUUUCAAUGGAUCGGUACCACCGGCCUAUUCUUGCUGCCCCGCCUGGCACCCAACCUCGUGCCACACAUGCCUGCCAUUGCCCUCGCCUUCGGCUGCAAUCAUUUGAUGUCCCUGGCCUGCGAAGUCGACCGGGAGUACACAGCUGACAUCGCUGCCCAACUAGCGCGUCCUCCCAACGAACACGGUGACUGCUCCCUCCUACAGCCCGCCAUCGACCGCGCCCGUGAUGCCGCGUACUACAGCUCUAAGUACACUGCAAAGACGAUUGAACGCAGCCAGGCGCACCUCACAUGUGCCGCCGUGGGCCGUGUACAGGACUUCAUGAUGGCAGGUCACCAACCCAGCGCCACCGGUGAUGGACCCAGCACGUUCGGCAACCUGUGUACCGUGGUGCACCGCAUGACGGCCACUAUCACGGCUGGCAUGGCACUGGUCGCCUUCAAACUGUCAGGCCACGAUACGUUCCAAGCAACCUACAAACGCAACUACCUACCGAUAGGUGCCUUCACUGCACUGGCGUCCGAAUCCGCCGUAGAACCAGAAGACGCGGAAACUGGUGUGGAGCUUGUAGAGGCGGACGAGCAUGGCGACUACACCCUCACCAGCGUCGUACAGAACUACACGCAGCGUGGAGUGGAGCUGAGCGGCUUGGACUGCAGCGCCUACAGCAUCGCAUCCAACUUCGAGGUGAAACGUAUAACGCCCGCGCAGCACCCCCAUGCUGCCAUCCUCAGUGCCCAAGUCCUCCCUGUACCUGGCCGCCGCAAGCGCAAAGCCCCUGGCGCCGCUAUGACCCCUCCUACUGACGCACCUCCCACCCCAUCUGGCACCCAGCCCACCGCCGCUAUGGCGUCCCCCGCGCCAGCUGGCCCAUCUGCAGAACAGCUGCCCACGAGCCUGAUGUCGACCAUACCUCCCAAGAAUGUGGCCUUCCAACCAACGCACCCGCUGUAUCUGACACACGUUCUUCAUCGCCUGGCGCAGCCGAGGUACGUUCUGCUGGGCGGCGCGCUGCCCCGCCGCCCGCAAGAAGGCAGCACCACCGCAGCCGCCGUCGCCUACUACGCAUUUGUCUUAGGCAUCUUCAAGGCUCACCGCGGCCAACCGGUGGCUGCCGAUCAGACGGUGAAAGAGGCGUAUGAUGCAUGGUGGAUGGACCUGGGAUCCACCGAGGCAGGCCGAUCGUACAGAGCCUGUGUGAGUGUCCUCCUAGACAACAUCGAAGCAGAGCACCUCGCCAGCGCCCGGCGCCAGGCCGACUACAACUUGCGACGCCGCCAGCGCCGCGUCGCUGCUGCAACUGCCGGUCUCGCCCCGGACAACAGUUCCAGCGACCCGGAUGAUGACGACCCGGAAGCUGCACGAGGCCGCCUCGAACCUGACCCCGCCACACAGCCGCCGCAAGAUGAUCAGGUCGAACGGUACGACUUUGUACCAGGCCAAGGCGACCCGACGCUAGGAAUCAACCUGUCCGAUGUCGCCCUGACGGACCUGUACGACCGCACCACAGUGGAGGGCCUGUACGCAUACGGUGCAGCUCGGUGUUGCCGUGUACUUCCUCUUCCCAAUGUGCUCGGCGCCAACACCAACCCCUUCAUCCGCCGUGUACGCACCACUGACAUCCCGCUGCUGAGCGAGGCUUCCAAGCGCCUGAAGCACUACCUAGUCGUCUCCGAAGGCACCGCCACCAUGCCAACCACAACGGACCGCACCCCCCGUCUUCGUUUGGAUCGCCGCCCCGGCUACCCACUCGUAGCGGUCAUCAUGACCGACGCCCAGCAGACCAACCAUAUCACAGCGGGAAUGCCAACUUACCUACGUCUACCACAGCCACCGACCAUCGACGACACCAUCGAGCUCUUUACCCUGGCGCCGGAUCAGGCCGUACCAUUCAUGCUCAUGGCACGUUAUUUCGACCGCCGCAACGAACCUGAUCCAGGCGUCCCGCCGCAGAUGCUCAUCAUGGGUCCUCCGGGCACGGGCAAGACUCAGUUCGUACACGCUCUACUGUGGUACACGUAUCAGCAUGACAGUCCCGACUGGGCCGCCACAUGUGCAUACUCCUGGGCUGCCGCGAUCGCCUUCAACACCCCAGUACACCGCAGCCUAUCGACCCACUCGAUGUUCGGCAUCUCAGCCAGUCAAAGCGGCUCCCGUGGCGCCAACCUUCCCAAGCGCGGCGCCCACGCCGGCCUUCAGGUCAAGCGCAACGUCGGUGCUGGGGCCGUCCUCAUCGACGAAAUUGGCAUGCAAAGCCACGAGCACCUCGGCGCCAUCAGCCACUCCUGUACAGCCAAUGUGCCGCCUCCACCACACCUUGGACCCGCCCAUCCCAGCAGCCGUGUCUUGUCCGGUCGCGUUGCUGGCGGAAUCGGCGACCUGCUGCAGCAUCCUCAGCCAGGCGGGUCGCCGCCAUACCGCUACGCCGCCAACAUCGAACAAAACCCCCAGUUCAGUCCCUCGGCACCGUCAGCACAGUGCCGGCCGGCCUCGGUUGACGAACGUGGAGGUGACCAUGCUGACGGCAGCAACAAUGACGGCAGUGAUGCUGAUGACGACACCGGCAACCGUCGCGCCACCACCUCCACACGUCGCACUCGUCGCCCCGUGCCACAAACGCACACCCGCCUACACGACGGCUUCAACCUGUACCGUCAGCUCGGCGGCACCGUAUUCAUGCUGCAGAAACAGCAGCGGCAAGACAACAGCCCAUCUGGCCAGCAGCUUACCCGCUUCGCAACCAUGUUCGGCGGCAUUCAACCCACUGAAGCACGUGUUGCAGAUCUAGUAGACGCACUCAACCAACGCGUCAUCACGGAUUUGUCCGAUCUCACAGACCUCGAACCCCGUGUCGUGCUGCAACGGAACGAACCCAGGCACGCGCUCAACACACGCCUCCUGAUGCUCCAGGCGCGCCGUAAAGGAGCGCGUUUGGUCAGCUGGAACGCGGACCACGUCCCGGUUAGGCAACAUGGCGCAACCCAACAACAGCCACUCUCCCACGUCGAAAAGGCUGUUGCAAUGCGAGUAAAAGACGCCACCUUCGACCACACCACCGCCGACACUUGGUACUACGAGGGUGCACGCUACACCCUACUCGACACCACUGCUGCCGACGCCGGCGCGUGCCACAACAAUGAAGUCGAGGCAUGUGGCCUGCUUACCGACAGCCGUGAACCGCCCGACGACGGCUGCGGUCCGUACUGGCGCCUCCACUACCUACCUGCAGCUGUCUUGGUCCGUCCCAUUAAAGGGCACGCGCCCAAAGCGGUGCUAGCAGACUUAGCGGACUUUGCAACCAAAGGUGCUGCCUUCGCCAUCGUACCACGGCCCUCGCCGGCAGCAAACAUCACCGUGCCAGCCGCCAACACCGGCACCACCACCAAAAAUGUACGUCGAGUCAAUGUACCGCUUGGUGACUACUACGCCGUGACCGACUACUUCGUACAGGGCCGUAGCUUCAAGGAAGAAUGCUGGGUCGCGGACCUUUCCGUCCCGCCCGGUGGCCUCAAGCGUGCAACCAUGUACGUGUUGCUCACCCGCUACAAGACACUCGACCACAUCCGCCUCCUGCGCCCGCUCUCUACCACACCCGACGAACGAACACGAGUCGUCAAACAGUUCAUGGCAGCAACCAAGCUGGACCCCGACCUGGCGGCCGAACUCCGCCUCCUGGAUCGCCGUGCAACCGAAACCCGUGAACGCUAUACGACCGAGUACAAACACGCCCGAAACCUAGAGGAGCGUUGGACCUCCGCAGCCAACACCACCUGA
Messenger RNA from Volvox carteri f. nagariensis, 7122 nucleotides. RefSeq lists its product as uncharacterized. The record is from RefSeq and is a predicted model, not a curated record. Lineage: Eukaryota; Viridiplantae; Chlorophyta; Chlorophyceae; Chlamydomonadales; Volvocaceae. Gene Ontology annotation, molecular function: ATP hydrolysis activity. The transcript has 5 exons. The coding region runs from base 1 to 7122 and encodes 2373 amino acids.